Lytechinus pictus (painted urchin) is the source of this 3918-nucleotide messenger RNA. Its product is annotated as ADP-ribosylation factor 1. NCBI's taxonomy places the organism in Eukaryota, Metazoa, Echinodermata, Echinoidea, Temnopleuroida, Toxopneustidae. Gene Ontology annotation, cellular component: plasma membrane; cytoplasm. The record is from RefSeq and is a predicted model, not a curated record. Bases 539 to 1075 code for a protein of 178 amino acids. The transcript is spliced from 4 exons. Gene Ontology annotation, biological process: vesicle-mediated transport; intracellular protein transport. Gene Ontology annotation, molecular function: GTPase activity; GTP binding.
GGUAAGGUCAAAGGUCUUUUUGAGGUCAUUGUUAUGGCAUCACUCCACAACCGUAAGUCACUUUUGAACCAAUUAACUUGGGUUGUAGCUGUACUGAGGAGACCUUGUGUUCAGAGGUCAUUUUGAGGUCAACAUUAAAGUUUAUGCACAAGACUAUUAUGUCAAAUGUUAUUCCAUCCCAGUUAUUUUACUAUGAACUUUUGAUACAAUUCUGUUGCGUGCCCUUGCAUAUUACGAUAUUUCUGGUUACUUUUACAAGUGGGCGAGACACUACAUCAUUUAUGCCUUGUUGUUUGUACUGUCCUCAAGUUGUGCCAUUGUGCCAAAGAACCGGAACCCUGUGUUUGGCGUUUUUAUUUUGGGUCCUUCCUCCCAGCCGUAUGACUUUCAUAAUCCUAACUCCCUCCAUGUGGCAGCCUGUAUAGUUUUCUUUUAGUCUAGACUUGUAUACAUUAUGUGUAUUUAUUUGUUACAUUUCCCUUUUGCUGGUGCAGGGUGCAGCUUGUCAUAAAAAAACCUUUGAUCAGAAGCUUCAAUCAUGGGUGCAUUUGCGAGUCUGUUUAAAAACCUAUUUGGGAAGAAGGAGAUGAGGAUAUUGAUGGUUGGUCUGGAUGCUGCUGGUAAAACAACAAUUCUAUAUAAACUCAAACUAGGUGAAAUUGUCACAACCAUUCCAACAAUUGGUUUCAAUGUUGAGACUGUGGAGUACAAGAACAUCAGCUUUACAGUGUGGGAUGUCGGCGGUCAGGAUAAGAUCAGACCGUUAUGGCGUCACUACUUCCAAAAUACACAAGGUCUCAUAUUUGUAAUAGAUAGCAAUGACAGGGAAAGAAUGAUUGAAGCAAAGGAAGAACUCCAUAGAAUGCUGAAUGAAGAUGAACUACGAGAUGCAGUCCUCUUAGUGUUUGCAAACAAACAGGAUUUGCCAAACGCAGCCAAUGCAUCUGAAAUCACAGAAAACCUGGGCUUGAAGUCACUGCAUAAUCGGAAAUGGUUCAUCCAGUCAACUUGCGCUACAUCUGGAGAUGGUCUCUAUGAAGGUCUGGAUUGGUUGUCCAGAGAAUUGAAGAAUUAAAGAGAGUUUUUGCUUCCUAUAGCGUGGAUACAAUCAACUAGGUGUACAAUGGACAUAGCUAAUGAGUCUAAUGGCUCUUUGCCCGCUUUGUUCGACUAGGGUCACAUACAGCAGACUGCCAAGUUCAACUCAAGUCACAUUCUAUUCACAAUACACACAGGGUGCAUUGAAUCUAUUGUUCAUACUCACAAACACAAUAGUGAUGUGUGCAUCGCAUUGUACUGUGUACACACCAAGCUUUUCUUUACAAUAAACCAAUCAAAAGCUAUUUUGAGCUGAAAUAGCUUAGUCCGUGCAAACCCCUCUUCAGGUGGCACCUUGAAUUUAAUGUGGCGCAGGAGUGAUUCUGUCCAUGGCGGGCAAAGAGUUAAAUAGAACAUCUACUCUGAUAUGAAGAACGUUUCCAGAACUAGAAGAAAAUAGAGACGAAUAGCAGAGUCACAUUUUAAAGCUGAUUCAGUUUAAGGAAAACCCUCCGAUUUUUAUUCAUUUAUCGAAGCUUUCAUUUAAAAUGCAUUUUUAUUAGAAUUUUCUGAGACUGUCGAUGAUCUGUCAUAUAUUCACUUUUCUGCAGUUUAUGUGGAAACCAAUUUGAUAUCAGAGUGACUUCUAUUUAAGGCAGUUUGGGUAGCGAAAAAGAAGAGUGGCACAAGACUGAUAGGAUGCUUUGUGUCCAAAACCAGAACAUCCAAAAUCAAGAUCAGAUUUGUUAGCAAUCAAUAUCUUUAUCAUGUGACCUAGCUUAAUCACAUUUCUUAUGAUUUACCUUUAUCUGUUUCUUUUUAAGGCAUUUAAAAUGGAUAAAUUUCCAAAGUGCGUUAAAUGUAUAUUGUUUUUUUGUAAAUUUUUAUUAUCAAAUUAUUAAGCUUCAUGCUUGAAAUUUAUCCAUCCUAGCGAUGUAAUAGUACCUAACAAGACAUGAUACUUUGUAUGAUUGUGAUGUAAGUGAUGGCAGUUGAAAUUUUAGUCAAAUGUCCUGCACUAUGUGCUUGCAAAAACAAAACAACCCCCCCCCCAAAAAAAAAAACAUCAGGAAAAACACUGGAAAUAUGCAGUUGGGGAAAACAAUAAUCAGGCAUAUUACAAAUUGACCUAAAAUUUAUAUCAUGUGAAAUAUUUUAAACUCAUUUAAAGGACAAGUCCACGCCAACAAAAACUUGACUUGAAUAAAAAAUAAAAAGCAUAACACUGAAAGUUUUAUCAAAAUCGGAUGUAAAAUAAGAAAGUUAUGACAUUCUGAAGUUUCACUUAAUUUCACAAAACAGUUAUAUGCACUUCCUAGUGAGUAUGCAAAUGAGGUGACUGAUGAAAUCAUCCACUCACUAUUUAAAAUAUGAAAUUUUCCAAUUUUCUCCACAUUACUAUGUGAAAUAAAGUUUAUUUCCUCCCUGAACAUGUGGAAUAACCAUUGUUUUAAUGUUUAAUGGUUCAGUCAAAUUGGUCAUUACUGUCAAACCUUUAAAAAUGGAAAUAUUGUAUAAUUCACACCAUAAAAAAUAAAAGAAAUAAUGAGUGAGGGACAUCAUUGACUCCUUUUUGAAAUAUCACAGAGUUGUGCAUAAAACUGUUAUGUGAAAAAUAGGCGAAAGUUUAGAAUGUCAUAACUCUCUUAAUUUAUAUCCGAUUUUAAAGAAAUUUUAAGCUGUACAUAUGGUUGUUUGAUUUUCCUCUAUUGAUUCAAAUGAAAAUUUUUCUGGGGUAGACUUGACCUUUAAUUACAUAUAUACAAAAAAGUUACUCUACCUAGUGAGUAGCAGAAAAUUUACUUCCAGAAAAGGUCUUAUAAACUCUUAUAUGAGUCGUUCUUGUAAUGUGAAGUUACGUGUAGAAUAUAAAACUUUUUUUAUCCCCAAUCUUUUUAAAUCAUUUUCAUGUGGACUGCGUUCAUGUUUGAAGACGAUGCAAAUUUAUUAUAUUUUAUUUUCAUAUUGUACAGCCCAAACACCAGUGAUAAUUCUGACAUCUCAUGUAGCACUUAACCUGUUGGAGAUUGAAUGAAUUGACUCUAACACAUGUUUCCAUAGACUCCAGCCUGCAUAUAGGCAGGCUCUGUCUCCAUCGGGUUAAGAUUGAUACUGUUUGUAAUCAAGUAUAAUCUAGUAAUAUUUUGUCAUGUUGACUUAUCAUUACAUUGAUAUGGUGAGAUAUGUUAUCUUGCCAUGUCGACAUAUAAAAAGUUGUAUGCCGACAUGGUGAGAUAUGUUUCCCGCCAAGUAAACUUAUAAAAAUGUUUAUGUCGAUGUGGUGAGAUACAUAAUCUUGCCAGAUUGACUUAUAAAAAGUUGUAUAAAACAUGGUGAGAUACAUUUUCUUGCAAGCUCUACUUGUAAAAACUUGUAUGUUGCCAUGAUGAGGUAGGUGGAAGAGAGAAAUAAUGUAACCAGGGGGCCGUUUCAUAAAGCUGUUUGUAAGUUAAGAGCGACUUUAAGAACGACUGGUGAACGUUUCUUAUGCACUUAACCAUCGCCAAUGAAUAUACCAUUUGCCACAAGAAAGGAUUACCAGUUGUUCUUAAAGUCGCUCUUAAUUUACGAACAGCUUUAUGAAACACCCACCCGCUAUGACAAGAAACUUUUUGUAAGUCAACUUGGCAGAAUCUCACAUUGUCGACAUAAAAACGCUAUUGAGUCAACUUUGCAGGAUAAAGUAUCUUGAGUCGCUUUAAAAUGCCAUUGGUGUGAUCAUAAUUUUUGUGCUAAUGUUUUAAAUCUAGUGCUAUCUUUUUACUUGAUUCAUUGAAUGACUCACGUUAUCUCUGCUUUUUUCUGUCUGUUUAAUUGUGCAUUGUAGGUUUUUUUUAAUGAAAAAGUUUAAUUGAAAAUAUAUGUACAUAUCUAUAUUUA